Klebsormidium nitens is the source of this 831-nucleotide messenger RNA. NCBI's taxonomy places the organism in Eukaryota, Viridiplantae, Streptophyta, Klebsormidiophyceae, Klebsormidiales, Klebsormidiaceae. The record is from the annotation of a GenBank genome assembly.
AUGGAGGACGGCGAUCUGGAUAGAUUUGUAGAGCGCUGCGCCGCCCUGCUUACGUCAGAGAGUCCAGAAGAGAUUCUGAGCGGUGCUCGAUUGCUGAAGAACGCACUUGAAAGCGCAGGUGAAACGGACAGCUACUCUGGGAAACUGCAAGAGCUGGCUGCAUUUGAUGGAGGGUUUGUUUUGCUGGUGGUUUUGGGAAGGGUUCUGCAUGCACCUAGCAGGCGCCCAGGCAUGCAGACGUACUCAGUGGUCCAGGAUUACGAAGAAACGGUCUCCUCUGACGAGGAUAAGCAAGAAUCAAAUGCUAGCGACCCUCUUAAAUUCGCCAGCACUGGGGCUCUCUUGAGGCUGACAGACAGCAAAGUGGUUGUCGAUUUCUUGCUGAAGGAUGGGGCAGUCGCUAGAGCUUUAGCAGAGGAGUUCACCCUCGAUUUGACAAUGGGCCUUCAGAGUCUCUUCUAUGAAGACCAAGCAGAAGUCUCUGGUGUUGAAACAGCCUUCGUGCGCUUUGGGGUAGACGGCUUGGCCAAUCUAGCCAGGACCUCGAAGCUGUUCCGAGACGCUCUGAAGACGGACAGCCAGGUCUGGGCUCUAGAGAAAGGCUUGCUUGACAUCAUCUGCACGGUCUUUGGGAGUACGCACAGGCGUGAGAUAGCCAGCUCGCUUGUUGCCGAUGACGACAGUCGGCGGCUCAAAUGUCCAGCACGCAAAUGCAACCUGGUGCUGGUGCGCUUGAUAGAGACAGAGGAAGCUUUGAAGAAGCUGCAACAGCUCGACGCUGUCUCCCGUCUCAAAGUCCACAAGGCCAUCAUCAACGCGGCGUCACCAUAG